This is a messenger RNA of Chiloscyllium plagiosum (whitespotted bambooshark), 1797 nucleotides long. RefSeq names its product thioredoxin-related transmembrane protein 4 (gene tmx4). Gene Ontology annotation, molecular function: disulfide oxidoreductase activity. Gene Ontology annotation, cellular component: endomembrane system. NCBI's taxonomy places the organism in Eukaryota, Metazoa, Chordata, Chondrichthyes, Orectolobiformes, Hemiscylliidae. The record is from RefSeq and is a predicted model, not a curated record.
UACAUGCCUACCAGAUGGGGGUGUCUGGAAUGCAGGGGAAAGGCUGAUUUCUGACACAGGAGUGCCAACGCAUGCAUAAUAACACCACAAUGUCAUAAGCCUGCUUGUUUGAGUCGUGCCUUGAUUGCAACCUAUUGGUUUCUGAGCUGGGAGAAAAAAGUGGGGCACAUUUGGAUACAUAAGCUGCAAGAAUGAACAUUUGAAGGCGGGGUCACUCUCUGAGGCACUUUGACCUCGCCCGCAGAGGCUUGCGUAGCUGCGAAGGAAGAGGUUGUGCCAGGCGAGGGAGCGGGAAGGGGGAGUUUGAAAUAGAGACUUUUGGGUUUUCUUUAACCCAAAAAAAAACUUUACGUGCGUCUUCUUUGCCCCGGGGCCUUGCCUCCAGGACUUUCCGGGCCGUUGCAGACAGGGUCUCAGCUGGAAGAUGGAGGGUUGCACGGGGGCCUGGAGCUUGAGCGUGCCGCUGCUGUUGCUGGCCGGUGCGGCCCUGUGCCAGCCCCAGGCGGGGACAGAGGCUGCCCUGGCGGUGGAGCAACUGGGCGACACGAACUGGACCCUGAUCCUGAGCGGCGAGUGGAUGUUGCAAUUUCAUGCCCCAUGGUGCCCAGCGUGUAAGCAAAUCCAGGCAGACUGGGAGGAUCUCGGGAAGUCUGGCAGGGAGCUCGGCAUCCAUGUUGGAAAGAUAGAUGUCACUCGGGAGCCAGGUUUGAGCGGCCGCUUCUUUGUCACCACUUUGCCAACCAUUUACCAUGCCAAAGAAGGCGUCUUUCGGAAAUAUCACGGAGCAAGGAUGCUGGAGGAUUUCCGGAGUUUCAUUAAGGAGAAGAAGUGGGAGGCUGUUGAGUCGAUUAGCGGGUGGAAAUCUCCGUCUUCUGUUGUAAUGUCUGGGAUGGCUGGUCUUUUCCGACUCUCUGUCUGGAUCAGGCAAAUACACGGUUACUUGACUGAAACACUGGGCAUACCAGCGUGGGGUUCAUAUGUUAUCUUUGCGGUUGCUACGCUAAUGGCAGGCCUCAUUCUCGGCCUGUUUCUAGUCCUAAUUGCCGACUGUAUAUGUCCACCCAAAAGGCAACAAAAAUAUGAGGUAACAGCAGAGAUGUUGGAAGCGGAAGAUGAGGACUCCGAGGAGCUGGAGAAGAGGGAACUGGAUCCCUCCGAGUGGGAACCGCACGGCUCAGGAGCUGAGGAUGAAGACAACCCUCUAGACGCCAAGCCCUCAGGAGACGAGUCGGCUUUUGAGGAAGAUCAGCCGCCGUCUGACAACGACACAGACGGGGGGCUCCGCAAACGAAUCAUCCCGGAAGAUUCCUAAGCUCUCCUUUUACAGGCACGUAUGCCACUAGCUCGGACUCCGACCAAAGAAUUGUGCUUCUGUGGACUUUCUGUCCCUAUUUUGUUUUGUCUUGGAUUUUGAAAUUUGGUUUGUUUGGAUUCACUUUUCUUUCCUCUUUGUGACAGAUUUAUCGGCUAUGACAAUCUUGAUCUAUUGUUAACUGAAUAUAAUGUGCAGGCUCUGCCUGUAACCUUUUUUUUUCCAAAAAAAAAAGACAGUGGUUUUUGUAGGUUAAUGAAUGUUUUCACAUUUUGUACUUUGUAUGAAAAAAAGGGCAGCGGUGCUCCAAGUUUCUGUGAGCAGAGGUUAUCUCUAAAGCAAAUAGUGCCGCCUGCUAACUUCAUACUGGAACCUUGGCCAAAAUGGGUAGUGCCCUGGUUGCACGCGUGCUCGCUCUCUUUCUCUCCCCCCCCCUCACUUCCUCUCUCUCCUGCUCAUUUUCUUACUCCUGCCCUCUCGCGCUC